AUGGCUUCAUCUUCUUCCUCUGCUCCAUCUUCUCAAUCUCCAAAGAAAUAUGAUGUUUUUAUUAGCUUUAGAGGUGAGGACACCCGCUUCAACUUCACAAGCCACCUUCAUGAAGCUCUUCGCAGAAACCAAAUAGAUACAUACAUCGACUACAGACUUGAGAAAGGAGAUGAGGUAUGGCCGUCUCUUGAGAAAGCCAUUGAAGAUUCAACUCUAUUCCUUGUGAUCUUCUCAGAAAACUAUGCAUCUUCCACGUGGUGCCUGAAGGAGCUUGCAAAAAUAUUAGAGUGCUCCAAAAAUCAAGGUUGCUUUGUUAUGCCGGUGUUCUAUAGAGUGGAUCCUUCACAUGUGAGGAAGCAGUCCUGGAGUUACGAGAGAGCAUUUGAGGAACAUGAGCGCAAAAGAAACAUCAGCAAUCAACAACUACAAAAGUGGAGGGAGGCUCUUACUCAAGCCGCCAAUUUGUCCGGUUGGCAUUGUAGCUUCAAUAGGGAUGAAGCGGAGCUAAUUAAAGAAAUAGUGAAUCAAGUCAUGCAAAAGUUGGGCCCUAGGUAUCAAAGUGAAUAUUAUCUAAAAGGCUUGAUUGGAAUUCACAAAAGAAUGGCAGAUGUAGAAUCAUUGUUGGACAAAGGUUCAAACAAUGGUGGCUGUCAAUUCAUUGGAAUUUGGGGGAUGGGCGGUUUAGGCAAGACAACUCUUGCAGAAGCAUUAUUUAACAAAUUGCUUUUUACAUAUGAAGGGUUUUGCUUUCUGAACGUAAGGGAAGAAUCAAAGAAAUAUGGAAUGGAUGCUUUAAGAAGAGAACUCCUUUGGAGGUUAUUAGGGGAUAAAGAAUCUCACAUUGGCAAUGCAAUAUAUCCUCAUACCAUAAUAAGUAGGCUCCGUCAGAAAAAAGUUUUAAUUGUGCUUGAUGAUGUUGAUGAUGUUCAACAAUUAGAAAAUUUAGUUGGAAGAUGUGAAUUUGGAUUAGGUAGUAAAAUCUUGAUAACAACCAGAGAUAGGCAAGUGCUUGCUUGUAUAAAAGUGGUCGAUAUGUACGCUCUUGAUUGUUUGAAUCAAGAUGAAGCUUUUGAUCUAUUCUACAUCAAUACCUUUAGAAAUGACUAUGCUGACCUGAAGAUAAGAAAGCUAGCACAAGAAGUGACUGAAUAUGCAGGUGGAAAUCCAUUGGCCCUAAAGGGAGGUAUUGAAGGCAUGAUUAUUAACCUUUCAGAAGUUGAAGAGAUGUGGGUAAUUAUUAAAGCAUUUGAUUCAAUGCCCAAUCUAAAGCUUCUUAAGGUUUAUGGAGAUUUGAAUGGACAGCCUGGGAACAAGUUAAAUGCUUCUGGCAUGAAGUUUCUGUCAAGAAAUCUCGUGCUAUUGGAUUGGGUGCGAUGCCCUUUAGAGUCAUUACCAGCGACAUUGAAGGCUGAAAGUCUUGUUCGACUGGAAAUGCCCUUCAGCAGAUUGACAAGACUUUGGGAUGGAGUGCAGAAUCUUGUGAACUUAAGUAAAAUUAUGCUCCGUCAAUCAAAAGACUUGAUUGAACUCUCAGAUUUUUCCAAGGCCACACGUCUUGAAAAGGUUGAUCUCGAGCGGUGCUCAAAAUUACGGAGUGUACAUCCAUCUAUUUUAUCUCUCCACAGCUUGCGCGCUUUAUUGCUACACGGGUGCACGUCCCUUACCAGCCUUAAAAGCGAUACCCAUCUCCAAUCUCUCAUUCUGCUCGAUGCAAGUUAUUGCUCAAGUCUGGAGGAAUUUUCAGUGACCUCAGAAAAUGAAGAUCUCUGUUUACAUCUUUCAGGAACUGCCAUCAGUGGUGCGUUGCGCUCAUCGAGUGGGCAUCGCAGCAAAAUUCGCUCAUUAUUUCUAUUCGGCUGCGGAAAUGUGACAAGCGUUCACAAGUUGAUUAAGCUGCGAGACCUUCGAAAUCUUGAUGCUGGAGGGUGUAAUGAGCUCGCAUCACGUCUCCUGUUCAAGUGUGAUAAGAUGGGUGCUUUGGAAAGUCCAUGGCUUGCGUAUUGCAAUGAACUAUCUGAACUUCCUAAUGACAUCAGGUUGCUGUCAUCAUUACGUUUCUUAGAUCUCUCACUGUCUCGUGUGCAGACCUUGCCUUCGAGCAUCAAACAUUUUUCACGCCUGCAAUGUCUUAGACUGGAUGGAUGUAAAAGGCUUCGUUGUCUACCAGAGCUCCCUCCCUCUAUCUUGCAAUUGAUUGCCCCUAACUGCAUAUCCCUUGAGACCAUACAAUAUUCACCUUUGACAAAGGAAGGUGAAGAAGGAAAAGAUAAGGCAUGUCCGCUCUUUUUAUUCACAAAUUGCAAGAAGCUGAAUCGACGGUCAAUCAAAGAUGCUGAGGCAAGAGUGCUACUUGGGAUAAAGAAAGCCACUUAUGACUAUGCUCGAUUGGAAUAUCCAGGAAAAAGAGUUCCAAGGUGGCUCAUGUAUAGGGAUAAAGGGUCUUCGGUGUCUGUGAAUCUCAGUUCGAUUCCAAAUUCUGAGGAUGGGGGAUUCAUUUUCUGCGCCGUCUUUUCUAAAUUACCAUCAGCCGUGGGAGAAAACAUUGAUGCCAAAUGGUUUAUUGAUGGUAAAUAUGCUUGCAGGGCCGCUAAAAGGUCGCUUUACCUGGGUCCGCCGUGGUUCUCAAAGGAUGUUGAUCUUUGGCAUGUUGUUCUUUGGUGUGUUCCUGAUUCACUUGGAGAACUAAAAAGGAAAAUUGAAGAAAGGAAAAGAAAUGGUCAGAGCAACAUGGAGCUUAAAGUUAAAUUCGAAGUUCGUUCGGAUCAUGACAGAAUAACAGAGAUCAAAAGGUGUGGAGUAUGCCCAACAUCUGCAGUUGAAUAUCAAGAUGGUGACAUUAAACAAAUUCAAUUGCCAUUGCCUCAUCAGCCGGGCUCUAAUGCAAUGGAAGCAGCCUCUCGAAAGCGCAAAUAUCGGAGCUAG
Molecule: messenger RNA, 2922 nt
Organism: Neltuma alba
Lineage: Eukaryota; Viridiplantae; Streptophyta; Magnoliopsida; Fabales; Fabaceae
Product: TMV resistance protein N-like
Exons: 4
Coding region: 1-2922 (973 amino acids)
Biological process (GO): signal transduction; defense response
Molecular function (GO): ADP binding
Source: RefSeq, a predicted model, not a curated record